This is a messenger RNA of Aspergillus oryzae RIB40, 783 nucleotides long. RefSeq lists its product as uncharacterized. The transcript is spliced from 2 exons. The coding region runs from base 1 to 783 and encodes 260 amino acids. Lineage: Eukaryota; Fungi; Ascomycota; Eurotiomycetes; Eurotiales; Aspergillaceae. The record is from RefSeq and is a predicted model, not a curated record.
AUGCGUCUCCUUCUCAUCGCGCCUCUCUUCUCUGCUGUCUCUUACGGAGCACAGGCUACAAAUUCAUCUAUCUCUAUAUGUCCCCCGGCUACCAAGCCCGCCAAUGCCUCCGACGCAAUUCCAGCCACGUUUCCUGGAUAUGCAUUUGAGGAGUCCUCCUUUGUAUAUUACGCGGGAAAUAAGACGAAUCCCAACCGUAUCUCUCAAAAUCUGAUACGGGCAGUUUCGCAGAAGACCAAAACUCGCCCGGUCAUCCGAGUGGGAGGGACAUCGCUGGACCGUGCCACAUACGAUCCAAAUCUAUCCGACCCCAUCUACAAUCCCGAUCCGAACAGCGGCAUUCCGACACACUUGAAAAUUGGACCGUCCUUCUUCGACCUUUUUGCCAACUUUCCGGAGGCAAAAUAUGUCAUUGAUAUCCCCAUGUACCAUGAUAAUCUGAGCAACUCCAUCCUGUUCGCUGCUUCAGCGAACAAAAGAAUCGGCGCAUCCAACAUCUAUGCCUGGGAGAUUGGUAAUGAGCCUGACAACUACGGGAAUACUGGCGCGGAUUGGAACGAGAAACAAUUCAGCGAGAAGUGGGGAAAUUGGUCCAAGGCUAUAUCGAAAGCGCUCAACGCUUCAUUAGAUUCACAAACCUACCAGGCCGUUGCCUUGUCCUCACAGACUGGGGUUACUGGUACACCUGGCGGGGAUGCAGACUCGUGGAAAAUGUACGUCCUCUCGCUCAUGGUGUUUCAAGGUGAUACUUACCAGAAGAAAAUUCAGAGGGGAGAUUUUUAA